Messenger RNA from Tuber aestivum (summer truffle), 1791 nucleotides. The record is from the annotation of a GenBank genome assembly. NCBI's taxonomy places the organism in Eukaryota, Fungi, Ascomycota, Pezizomycetes, Pezizales, Tuberaceae.
GGUAUCACCCCCACGUAAAGGUUUCAACGCUAGAAAGCAUAGGAAAGAAAACUCUCACAAUGAGUUCUGAUACCCUUCCGAAAGACUUUCUUUGGGGAUAUGCCACUGGUAUGAGGUCAAAUUUGGAGCAAUGUAAUCCAGUAGCUAACUUUGGCAGCGUCCGCACAAGUUGAAGGCUCACCGGAAGCAGACGGCCGUGGGCUGUCCAUCUGGGACACCUUCUCCCUCCAGGGAGACAGAACAGAGGAUGGAAAAUCUAACAGCUUCGGAACAGAUAGUUACAGACGCUGGAAAGAGGACAUUGAUCUCAUGAAGAGCUACGGUACCACAUAUUUCCCUUCAUUCCUCCCCCGGACCCCUCCUCACCGACUACUAAACAAUUCCAGGUGCAAAUUGCCACCGCUUUUCAAUAUCCUGGUCCCGAAUAAUCCCCUCAGGCGGCCGCAGCGACCCCAUCAACCCGGCCGGGAUAUCCUUCUACAGAACUUUUAUCCAAUCCCUCCUGGAGGCCGGCAUCCAACCCGUGCCGACUCUCUUCCACUGGGACCUCCCACAGGCCCUCCAAGAUCGCUACAAAGGCUUUCUGAACAAAGAGAUAGUGGCAGACUUCACACACUACGCCCGCAUCGUCUUUGACGAAUUGGGCGACCUGGUGAAAGUCUGGCUGACGAUAAACGAGCCAAAUGUAUACGCUGCUCUCGGCCACUGCAUUGGCGCGCAUGCACCGGGGAGAUCCAGUGACCGGACAAAGAGCGCGGAGGGCGAUAGCCUCGUUGAGCCGUACAUUGUUGGGCAUAACCUCCUGAUGGCACACGCUGCGGCGGUGAAGGUCUACAGGGAGGAGUUUUCCCAGCAGGGGGGGAGAAUCGGCUUGGUCGUCAAUGCGAAUUGGGCAGAGCCGUACGAUCAAACGGCCGAGAGUACUAUUUCCUCUUAGGGCACGAUUAGAAUUAAUACGCGCGCUAAUGAGAAAUAGACGUCGCCGCGGCGGAAAAAUAUUUCACCAUCUGCUCGCUCUGGCUCGCUGACCCGGUGCACAAGGGUGACUACCCGGAGCUCCUGAAGGAAAUUGUCGGAGACAAGCUUCCGGAAUUUGCCCCCGAAGAGAAGGCACUGCUGAAGGGCUCGAGCGACUUCUUCGGAUUGAACCACUACACAACGUACUACGCCAAAGUUCGCACGACACCAGCUGGACCGACGGACUUCAGAUCGCAGUUCUUUCACGGUGUCGACGAGACGAGCGUCGGCCCCGACGGGAAGGAGAUUGGACCGAAGGCAGGAUUACCCUGGGUUCGACCGGUACCUUGGGGCUUCAAAAAGGUGUUGAGAUUUCUGUGGGAGAGGUACGGGAGGGACAUUUAUGUUACUGAGGUAUCCCCCCCCCCUCCGCCCUUCUCAGCUUCAUCUCGGCUCCCAGUCUGAUGAAGUAGAACGGCGUCAUCUGCCCUGGUGAAAAAGACAUGAAGAAGGAAGAGGCCGUCGAAGAUGACUUCAGGAUCGAUUACUACCGCGGGUAUAUCAACGCCAUGGCUGAGCUGAUUAACGAGGGGGUCCCGAUAAAAUCCUACCUUGCUUGGGCAUUUGCGGAUAACUUUGAGUGUACGUUCCCACUUUCUCACCCCCGUGUUGCUGAUAAAGAAUGCACCAACUCAACAGAGCGUGUGUCUAGGGCAAGAAGGGUACACGGCCAAGUUCGGCGUCACAUUUGUUGACCCCGAGACCGGAGACCGGACGCCGAAGAGAUCGGCCGGCUUUCUGAAGGAGUUCAUGGAAGGGAAGAUGGGUGCUUGA